UAUAAAAAUUACCGAAGGCGAAAACAUGGAAAAAGUAAAAAUCUUGUUAAAUCUGGGGCUGCUAUUGUCGGUUCUAAACUCAGGACUAGCUGCUGUCUUAAAUGCUAAAAAGCUUAAUAAAACAAAUGUCGAUCUUAGGGAGGUUGGAGAAUUAAUGAAAUUUAAAAUGGAAUGUAAGAAUUUCACAUCUUUUCGCAAAGAUUUUCAGAAAUUUGAAAUGGACCAAGCCAAUUGGAGUACAAAAGGCAACAUUAGCAAUUUAACGGUGGAAGGACUCAAUAAAUUUGAAAUUAUUGUCUUGAAUUGGAAUACUACUAAUAACCAGAUAAAUUUCGAGUUUAAUUUUCCCAAAAUAGAAAUUUUAAGUUCGUAUAAGCUAAGUGGAGUCUUCAAUAAAACUGCAACACCAAAAAUAAUCUUUGGCAAUGGUCUUUUCCAUUUGGAACUUAUCGAUCUUAAUAUAAAUGGCAGUUUUAAAUUGAUACCAACGCAAGAGGGGAGAGCUUUAACUUUGUCCAAUUUUACUACAAAAAUGAAGUUAAAAGAUAUCCACUCUACAAGCACAGGUUUUAUGAAUAGUACCAAAGCAACAGAAGUAUUAAAUUUUUCAAUACAAAAAGUUGUUAAUUUAUUAGUUACUGAACAGCAAUUCAGUAACUUACUAAAGUCGGUGGUGGAAUUAAUAACGAAAAAACAAUUAAUGGAUCUUUAGCAGAAUUGAAAUCUUAUGUAGAACUUGUAAACACAAAGAAACUGUCAAAAGAACAAUUGUGUAAUACAAGUGGAAAUGACAACGAAACUGGAAUUUCAGGGCAACAGAACUGGAACACUGAUAUAGACAAAAAAAGGUACCAAAGGACUAUUGUGAAAAAUAAGAAGUUUGUUUAAAAGAUUGGGAAGUUGAAAAACUAUAUGAAUAAUUUUAAAUUGAAAAAAAUUGUGAAUUCAAAAAAUUAAAAAA
This is a messenger RNA of Lucilia cuprina (Australian sheep blowfly), 961 nucleotides long. RefSeq lists its product as uncharacterized. The coding region runs from base 26 to 712 and encodes 228 amino acids. The transcript is spliced from 2 exons. Lineage: Eukaryota; Metazoa; Arthropoda; Insecta; Diptera; Calliphoridae. The record is from RefSeq and is a predicted model, not a curated record.